AUGCCGAGAUACAAUUUGGGUAUUGGUCCAGGACCCGAACAAGGUUUGUGGGAUCGAUUUGGUCUCUAUUCAAACCCCCAAGCCCGAGCUACUGUUAUGGGCGUUAUUCGAAGAGUUCAUGACGUCGAGCAAGCUGCACAUAUCGCUGGUGGUGGCAGGCCUAACUAUCUUUUUGCCUCGAUCAACCAUAGAACAAACUUUAAUGUUGGUGUCACCGCUGAAAUACCCAAUCUACCAGCAUCUAUCCAAGGCCGUCCUCAAGCUCAGCUUGUUCAGUGGAUGAUGGAUCUUUGUCGUUUCUACCGAGCCUAUGAUCCCACCAGUUGGGGACUCUCUGCACCGGCCAUAGCUGGAUGGCAACCACCGGCUCCAGCACCCGCCCCAGCAAAGGCCCCUGUAAUUGCCCCUGCACCCGCCCCAGCACCCGCCCCUGCACCCGCCCCAGCUCCAGCCCCUGCUCCAGCCCCUGCUCCAGCUCCUGUCCCUGCACCUGCACCACCUGCACCACCUGCACCUGCACCCAAAAACUCGCGUAAACGAGGGCGAGAUGACGCAGCUGACGACGAUUCUGAAUUUCCAGCUCAUAAGAAGCUAGCAUUGGGAGAGAUGCCAGAGUAUCCAGACUUGCCAGAUCCAGCGAGAUUAUAUAUCCAAGGGUACGAGACUAUCCUAGGAAUUAAGGUGCCGCAGAAUGAUGAUGAUGAUGAGGAUGAUGUGUAUGACGCGGCAGUAGACGAUGAACUUGAACUGCCUGACACGGCAGAAGAUGAUGGAGUAGAAGAAGAACUUUAG
Molecule: messenger RNA, 792 nt
Organism: Penicillium verrucosum
Lineage: Eukaryota; Fungi; Ascomycota; Eurotiomycetes; Eurotiales; Aspergillaceae
Exons: 1
Coding region: 1-792 (263 amino acids)
Source: RefSeq, a predicted model, not a curated record